AAUGUUCCCGGGUGCAAUAGUACGCGUACCAUACUCUUGCGAAACGAACAAGCGCUGUCUCCAACAAAAACAAUCUUGUUCACCUUGUGUAAAGAGACGGAUAGAGUUUUGAUUCAGACGCAAGCCGUAGACGGGCUGAAAAGACAAGAAUUGAAAAAGAAUCAUGCACCAAACUGUCACAUCCAGCAUUGCUCUUGUUGCGCUCCUCCUUUGCAUUGCACAUACGGGCUUGGUGAUGGCGCAAGAGCUAUCCCAUGUUGAUUCACCUGUAUGUGGAUAUGAUCCUUUCACCGACAACCAGGUGUCGGGCGUAAAUAUACCAGACAACGAAAGGGGCAACUUUUUGCGAACGUGUAAGUUACUCGCAAACAACGCGAUACCACGUAACAUUGUAAAUUCUCGUUUGCGUUGCAUUUUCGUUUGUGAUUUGCUCUGCGUUUUUCGUUUCCCUUCUUUCUUUUGCGAUGUGGACGCUUUCUUUUGACCAUCUUUGAAUGUUGCAGUGUCUUGGCACCUUUUACUCAUAAUCCUUUCAUUUCAAAUGGAAUGAUGCAAUGCAAUGUGACGUUCCAACACAACAACGACAAUGGCAAAAAAGACGAAGUUCUAUGCGACCACACCUCGAAGAUUGGUCUAUCGGUGAUGGUGGAGGAAGCCCCUACAUUUUUCGUUUUCUGUCUCAUUCUUAACAAUCCGGUCAACGCCGACAUUUUACAAUUCGUCGCCACCGGGAGGAAUCUCCACACCCUGUUUGCCCCCACAGACGAAGCAUUUUUCUCCAUCCCUGGAUUCGCCGUGACGGCUGCCGACAAUGACGGAAACCCGACCGCGAUCAACCUCUCGAACCAGAGGCAACGGGGGAUUCUAGGAGCACACAUUUUGCCAAGUUUUGCGCGGGUGCUCCUAAACCUCCGGUGCGACGGAUUUUACCGCACCUAUUUCGACUAUUUCCCGGAAGCAGCCGGGAACGGCAGUUACAGUUCCCGGCAGUCGACCAAGACGAAGUGCCUGAACGGUGGCACUACUGCUCAGAUUGGACGGGGCAACCCAUCAUAUCGUCUCCCGGUAAUCGGAAGCCCGUCCAACGUUUUUGAGGGUCCGUUGUUUCUGCGGCUGCAACCCCCUUCCUAUACCUUUUCAUACAGUUCUGAGGGUGACUUGUCCAGGGACGUUGUCGUUUGCAACGGUGUCCUACAGGUAAUCGACAAUGUCAUUCUUCCCGUAAGCAGCGGAGGCCAAAGCGGCAGAAAGAGUGGCAAAGGUGGAAAGGGAUUUUAUGGAGGUUCAAAGCACACCAAGAUGCAAAAGUAUGGAAAGGACACCAAGAAGCAAAAGUAUGGAAAGGACAGGGCACAGCUUAGCUUUUAUGACCCGGUCGUCGAUGAGGUUAUUGAUGAGGAGUUGAUCUCCGAGGCAUCUGUUUCCGGGGCGUCUGUUUUGGAUACGAGCAUGACACUCGACGAGUACCACAAGCAGUAUUUUGGGAUCGGUGGCGGGAACCGCCGUGACCUACUUUUUCUGAACUAUACCAAGAAGGAAGACGAGAGUGGAUAUGGAGACGGCAGAAAACUCUCCGAUCGGAACGAGGAACGAAAGCGGCGAACUAAACGGUUGCUCGAGUUGCUCGGGGAAAAAGCAGAACCAGAAGAACAGAGUAACUAAAGCGACUCUGAAAAGGUGCAACGAUAACUUGUUCGAGGAUUUCACCAGCAUCAAAUGCCCGUGUGGCGGGAACGAAGACAAGAAGAAUAGAUUUCGUUCCUGUGU
Messenger RNA from Pseudo-nitzschia multistriata, 1767 nucleotides. Lineage: Eukaryota; Bacillariophyta; Bacillariophyceae; Bacillariales; Bacillariaceae. The record is from the annotation of a GenBank genome assembly.